This is a messenger RNA of Cyprinodon tularosa, 2643 nucleotides long. It is a transcript of the gene mfsd11, whose product is annotated as major facilitator superfamily domain containing 11. Lineage: Eukaryota; Metazoa; Chordata; Actinopteri; Cyprinodontiformes; Cyprinodontidae. The transcript has 14 exons. The record is from RefSeq and is a predicted model, not a curated record. Bases 240 to 1604 code for a protein of 454 amino acids.
AGAAGAGGAGGAGGAAGAGGAGCAGUGGGAGGAAGGCUGAGGAAAGCUGUUUGCUCAUCAGCUGAUCCGUCACAUGACUUCCAGUCUGUUGAGUUUCCUUCUCCUCACCGACCUGAAAGGUUCGGUUCUCCCCCGGGAAGGCAUGAAGCUGCAGACCGAGUGACCAAGACACGCUGCCGGGUUCAACCAGCGAGCUGAGCCUGGUUCUGACGUCUCCUAACUGGAAGAGAUCUUUCAAAAUGGGUCCAGAAGGAAAGAAGCUCCUGAACAUCAUCAUCCUGGGCUUUGGCUUCAUGUUCAUGUUUACUGCUUUUCAGACAUGUGGAAACAUAGAGCAAACGGUGAUCAAGAGCUUCAACAGCACCGAGUUUCAUGGGAGCGGCUAUACCAGCAUGGCCAUCAUUUAUGGAGUCUUCUCUGCAUCCAACCUGGUGGCCCCCUCUGUGGUGACGGUCAUUGGGCCCCAGGUCUCCAUGUUCCUCAGCGGCCUGUUGUACAGCGGCUACAUCGCCAUGUUCAUCCACCCAUUCACCUGGAGCUUCUACACGGCGUCUGUGUUGGUGGGAAUCGCUGCUGCAGUUCUGUGGACGGCGCAGGGAAACGUUCUGACCAUAAACUCCACCGACAGAACCAUCGGCAGGAACAGCGGCAUAUUCUGGUCGCUGCUGCAGUUCAGUUUGUUCUUCGGGAACCUCUACAUCUACCUCGCCUGGCAAGGACACGAGCGCAUCUCUGACAUGGACCGCAGGACCGUCUUCAUCUCGCUCACUGUCAUUAGCUUAGUUGGCUGCUUCCUGUUUUUCCUGAUCCGGAAGCCCGACCCGGAGGCCUCUUCACGUUCUGAGGUGACAGAGUCUCUGCUGCAGACAGACUCUGCAGACGGCUCCACAGACAGCUCCUGCCAGGCGGGUCUAUGCUCCCAGGCUCUGGAUGCUUUUGUUCAAGCCUGUAAAAUAUCUGUGACCAAAGAGAUGCUGCUGCUGAGCGUCUCCAUCGGAUACACAGGUCUGGAGCUGACCUUCUACAGCGGUGUGUAUGGGACCUGUAUCGGAGCCAUGACUCGCUUUGGGUCCGAUGCCAAGAGUCUGAUCGGUCUCUCUGGAAUCUGUAUCGGCAUUGGAGAGAUCCUGGGAGGGGGCGUCUUCGGGAUGCUGAAUAAAAACAAGCGCUUUGGGAGGAACCCCGUGGUGCUGCUGGGACUCAUCACUCACUUUGUUGCCUUCUUCCUGAUUUUCCUGAACAUCGCCAGCGAUGCUCCGCUGGCACCAGAAGGCGGGACGGAUCUGAAGGCUUUCAUCACACCCAGCGUCGGGGUGGCGCUGUUCUGCAGCUUCCUGCUGGGUCUGGGCGACAGCUGCUUCAACACGCAGCUCCUCAGCAUCAUCGGCUUCACCUUUCCAGACAACAGCGCCCCCGCCUUCGCCGUCUUCAAGUUCAUCCAGUCCAUCAUGGCCGCCGUGGCCUUCUUCUACAGUAACUUCCUGCUGCUCCACUGGCAGCUGCUCAUCCUCGUCAUUGUCGGCUUCCUGGGAUCCGUCACGUUUUUCGUAGCCGAGUGGGUCACUGAGUCCAGGAGGAGGGAUUCCGACUAUGACAGCAUCUGAAACGGGGCGACUAGAUCUGCCGGACCAGAACCGAUACCAGCCAGCGGCGGGAAUCGAACAAAAGGGACAAUCGCUGCGGCCGGUUCCAGCCGGUUUGCUCUCAUGCUAACUUAGACACUUUGCUUGAUGGGUGGAGGGAAAAUAUGUUUGAUUAAAAAAUGAUUUCAUGUGAUGGUGGACCUGCUGCAGACAGAAGGUCUGAGUGGGCCCAGUCCAGACCAGUUCAGUCCAGUUCAGGUCAGCCCAGUUCAACCCAGUUUAACCCAGUUCAGCUUAGUUCAGCCCAGUUCAGUCGAGUUCAGCCCAGUUAAGUCCAAUUCAGCCCCGUUCAGUUCAGCCCAGUUCAACCCAGUUUAAACCAAUUCAGUCCAGUUUGAUCCCUCUCCUAAGUUAAGCCCUUGAUAAAAGGAUCUUUCCUCUGCUCACACCAGAACCAGUUUUAUGGCACCAGAACCGGUUUUAUGGCACCAGAACCAUUUUUAUGGUACCAGAACCAGUUUUAUGGUACCAGAACCGGUGAAAUCGGUGGUCCAGCAUGAAGACUGGAUCCAGUUGAUCCAUCUUGACAUGAAAACAUCAAAUGAAAUCAGGAACUGGACCAAAGCAGGACUGAUUCCCUGAGUCUGCAGGAACCAGAUUAAAGGAACCUUCCAUUCCACUUGGUCCAAUUGGCAAAAAGUUCAGAACCUUCUAGACGGACUGGAGGCUACAGGAGUACCCAGGAACCGUGACCCAUUUCCUCAUCAAACCUGAUAACUGGUUCUGGACUGGGCCCAGAUGGAAGCAGCGUGGUACCGGUCCGAGAAACACAGAUCCAUUUCCGGCUGGGAGGAACCAGCCGAUUCUGUGACCCAGUUAGACCAGAACAGGUUAUCCAUCAUCAGUCUGAUGGUUUGCUGUGGUUCUUGGGACUGGUUCUGUCCGGUUUAUUUUGGUCGAUAAGGGAAAUAAGUGAUGAUGACGAUUUUAUACUUAAAAUGUGUUGAUGAAGAAAGGAGCGCUUGUUUUUAUGACCAAUAAAAUUAGGUUCUGAAAGCGG